AUGUCAUCCAAAUCAAAACCCGCCCAGGCAGCCGCCCCAAACGACCAGCGACCAGCAAAGCAAUCCGGAGGCGUAAAGAAUGCCUACCUCGUUGCUUACAACGCUGUUUCCGCAGCACUCUGGACGGGCGUGCUCGUUCAAACCCUUACUGUCGGCAGCCGGGAAAUUAUAACCGCACAAAAAGCCGGCGCUUUCUUCGGCAGUGACGACUGGUUAACUGCGACGAAGAAGGGGUUGGCGAGUGGGAGGGUUUAUGACGAGUUGGAGGUUUAUACUAGGAUGGUGCAGACGCUUGCGGGUAUGGAGGUGUUGCAUAGUCUGUUUGGUAUCGUACGCGCACCCCUCCUCACAACAUUAAUGCAAGUAGCAUCGCGCUACCUCCUCGUCCACCUCGUCGCCUCGCCCCCCGCCUUUCCCACAUCGACCCGGCACUCCCCCGCCUAUAGCACCAUGCUGCUCGCCUGGAGCGUAACAGAAGUGAUCCGGUACUCCUAUUUCGUUUUCUCGCUCUCUGGUCUUGGGGUACCGAAAAUUUGGACUUGGUUGAGAUAUAAUACGUUUCUUGUGCUGUACCCGCUUGGUAUCGCGAGUGAGUGCUGGCUUGUGUACAAGGCUAUUCCGCUAGCAAAGGAGCGGAAUGAGUUGUUUGCGUAUGCGUUUUGGACCGUGUUGGCGGUUUAUGUGCCUGGUAGUUAUGUACUUUUUUCGCAUAUGUUGAGUCAGAGGAGGAAGAUUGCGAGACAGAGUAGGAAGGCUUGA
This is a messenger RNA of Pyrenophora tritici-repentis Pt-1C-BFP, 759 nucleotides long. NCBI's taxonomy places the organism in Eukaryota, Fungi, Ascomycota, Dothideomycetes, Pleosporales, Pleosporaceae. The record is from RefSeq and is a predicted model, not a curated record.